AUGUACAAUUUAUCGGUAACUCUAUGUGAAAUCAUAGCAGUAUCCUCUUGGAAAAAGAUUAUUUUCCACCCUAAUGCAUCAUUGAAACCAGUUGACAAUAGAGAAAAUGCUAAUGAAGUUUCAUAUAAUGCUAGUAUUGCUCAAGACAAUCAACAACUAGCAAGAUCAGCAAAAUCUGACGUGGACAAGGUUCCAUCGUCAAUAAGUGGUGAAGGUAUACGUGUUGUAAAUUUACAUCGUCCAGCAAAUGAUGAAGGUCUUGGCUAUUCUUUACAAUAUAACAACAAUUAUUUUCUUGUUCAUUACGUUGGACAUGAUAGUCCAGCUGCUAAUAGUGGUCUUCGUUUAAAUGAUGUUAUACUUUCAGUAAAUCAACAAUCAACUGAAAAUAUGACUCAUGAAAAUUUGAUGGCAUUAGUUGGUGAAUGUUCUGAUGUUGAGUUUAUUGUUCAACCUCUUGAGGAAUAUUUACGUUCGAAUUAUCGAUCAACACAGAAUAAACAAUCGUCACCAACACAUUCAAGAAAAAAUAAUAAAUUUAAAACAUGGGUUCUUAAAGUCAUGAAAAAAUCAACAAAUCGUUGA
This is a messenger RNA of Rotaria sp. Silwood2, 585 nucleotides long. The record is from the annotation of a GenBank genome assembly. Lineage: Eukaryota; Metazoa; Rotifera; Eurotatoria; Philodinida; Philodinidae.